AUUUUUAUGAUUUCAAAAUUAAUCCACAACAUAGGGUGUAAACAGAAAUAUGUUCAUUGUGUCAUCAAAUGACACCAAGUGUUACUUAGUUGAAGUUAUUGCUUUCAUCUUACAAUAUCUAAAAAAAGAGUUAAGUAACCACCUAGUUCAAAGUGGUUCUGGCGUACAAAUUUCUGACUUCGACUGGGUGAUAACUGUUCCUGCUAUUUGGCAAUCAAGAGGAAAAAGGAUGAUGAGAGAAGCAGCAUACCAAGCUGGUUUAUGCACAACUUAUAAGACCAUUGAUCGUUUCAUUCAAGUUGGUUAUGGCAUGCCAAAGCAAGAUGAAGAUAAUCCUGACAAGCUGUCGUUAGCUCUUGAGCCUGAAGCUGCUGCAAUCUACUGCCAAACAAUGAGCAGUAAAGCCAUGCCUGACCACUGCAAGAUUGAUGGCUCGAUUAAAUCUGAUCGAUACCUUGUUAUAGACAUAGGAGGUGGAACUGUUGAUAUUACCGCUCAUCGACACAAUGAAGAGCAAGGAAUUGAAGUCAUUACCGAGCCAAUUGGUAAUGAUUGCGGUGGCAUGAAGGUUAACCAGGAAUUUUCCAAACUGUUGCAAAAAAUUGUAAAGGAUGAAGGGUGCUGUGCUUUUUCUCGAUUCCUAGAUACAAAGGAAAGUGGGGUACUUGCUACAAGGAAAGCAAUUAUUAAUAAAUUGUUAAAUUUAUUCGAAACAGCAAAAGUCACUUUUGGAAAUACAGCAUGUGGAAAAGAUUCUCUUCCAGUUGGACAAGAUGAUGAUGACAUUGCUAUUGAAUUACCUUAUCAAUUUGUUGAAUUCUAUGGUGUUGAGGAAAUUGAAUCUGGUGUUGCAGCAUUGCAAGAUGAUCGCAUUGAGCUUGAUGAUACAACUUUGUACAUGAAGUUUUCGCUUGUUGCAGAAUUAUUUCAACCAGCCAUUGAUGGAAUACUUAGUUGCACUGCCUCUGUUCUUGAGCGCCUGAAAGGUGAUAUUGACACAAUUUAUCUUGUUGGAGGGUUUGGAGGAUGCAAGUAUGUUUAUGAGAAAAUAUCAACACUUAAUCAGGCAAAGUAUAAAGAGCAUAACAUUCGAAUCAUUGUUCCUAAAGAUCAUUCGUUAGCAGUAGCCCAAGGUGCAGUGAAGUACCGGCUGGAGCCAGACAUCAUUUGCUCUCGAAUUAUGGAUGCUACGUAUGGCACUGACAUAUGCCCUCCAUAUUUACCUGGACGACAUGAUAGGAAGUAUUUCGUUGGCAUUGAUUCUCGUGGCAUACCAAGACGACGUGAUGUUUUGCUUCAUUAUGUUGACAGAGGUGAAGUCAUUAAAAGUGACGAGGUUGUAACAGCAGAACUCUGUCCAUUAAGUGAUGCUGCCAAAUCAAUGAAAAUUGAUCUGUAUAGCACAUUAGAUAAAGAUCUUGAGUACAUAAAAGAUGAAGAAGAGAAGCCAAUUCCCUCCGUGCGUAAAAUAGGUCAAAUAGAAGUAGACAUGCCCAAUCAAGAAUCUCUACCUCGAGAAAAACGUCUUGUAGAAAUGACGAUGGACUUCAGUCACACUGAGAUACAAGUCAGGGCUCACUACACAGUAACUGGUAUGCAAGUCAAAACAACACUAGAUUUUUUGACUGAUAAUGCUACACAGUAGAUAAAGCUAUUA
Messenger RNA from Amphimedon queenslandica, 1657 nucleotides. Its product is annotated as heat shock 70 kDa protein 12A-like. The record is from RefSeq and is a predicted model, not a curated record. The coding region runs from base 50 to 1645 and encodes 531 amino acids. The transcript has 2 exons. NCBI's taxonomy places the organism in Eukaryota, Metazoa, Porifera, Demospongiae, Haplosclerida, Niphatidae.